Molecule: messenger RNA, 912 nt
Organism: Phytophthora sojae
Lineage: Eukaryota; Oomycota; Peronosporomycetes; Peronosporales; Peronosporaceae
Exons: 2
Coding region: 1-912 (303 amino acids)
Molecular function (GO): nucleic acid binding
Source: RefSeq, a predicted model, not a curated record
AUGGUCUACCAAAGCUACACACUCGACGAACGCCAGCGUGUCCUCACCGCCGCGAAGAACCACGUAGACUGGGCUCUUGUUGCAAGGCUCAACGGCAUCGUGUAUCCUACGACCGCACGCUGGGUAGCUACGGCGCGCAACACAAACGUGUGGACUGCUGUGCCGUCGAAGCGUGGCGGUGCUCGGCACGUCAAGAUGACGCCGGAGCGCGUCAACUUUCUAGUUGCCCUGCAAGAAAAUAACUGUCUGCUAACCUUAAAUGACGUGAUCGAUGAGCUAAAAGUUUUCUACGGCGUUGACGUCUCCGUUCAGACUGUGCGCAAUGCACUCGACGCGGUCUGCUUCUCCGUCCGGAAAACCCACGCCGAAUCAAGCGCAAUGAACUCCGAUCGGGUCAAGGCUCUACGCCCGGCAUUGCGUGCAUCUCGGCACAAGGAAUUGGAACGGGCUGAGUUUCGGUGGGGAACGAACAACGCGGACACGAUCGACAGCUUCGUGAUGGCACUGCUCGACGGACUGAUGGACAAGGGCGUCUCCAUGUUCGACCUCGUCGUUGUGUGUGACAAUGCGUCCAUCCACACGAACGUCAAGGAGAUAACAAGACGGGCGGAGUACGCGGGGGUGGAGUUCAGCAACCUCUCCCCGUACUCCCCCAUGUUAAACCCCAUUGAAAACGUCUUCUCCGUCUUCAAGUCUGGGGUCAAGGCGUUCCUCGCAGCGCAGCGCGACAAGAUCCUACAAGUCCCGCCGAAUCAGACGAAAGCAGCACACCGUGCUCACUACCUCCUCCGCGCAGCCAAGUACAGUAUGAGUGUCAAGGUGACACCGGACUUGUGUGAUAGUGAAGCUGCUCACAUCUUAUCUUUUCACGCUGCUGCAUUGGACGAGCACGACAUGCUUGUAGGCUCUUAA